Molecule: messenger RNA, 8020 nt
Organism: Nematolebias whitei (Rio pearlfish)
Lineage: Eukaryota; Metazoa; Chordata; Actinopteri; Cyprinodontiformes; Rivulidae
Gene: vwf
Product: von Willebrand factor
Exons: 48
Coding region: 1-7944 (2647 amino acids)
Biological process (GO): cell-substrate adhesion; blood coagulation
Cellular component (GO): extracellular matrix
Molecular function (GO): growth factor activity
Source: RefSeq, a predicted model, not a curated record
AUGCAUGUUGUUGGUCUGUGGGAGGGAAACCCCAUGUGCACUAUUUUGUCUGGCUGUAGUGUGCUGCAGACCUCCAGCUUGUUUCUCCGCUGUGCCCACCUGGUCUCUCCCGAUGCGUUCCUGUCACUGUGUCAGAAGGAGGCCUGCUACUGCAACCAGAAGGCCACAGAAGACUGCUACUGUCCGGUCUUGUUGGAGUACGCUCGCACAUGCCAUGCUCACGGGGUGCUCCUGCACGGCUGGCUGGAGGAGAGCCAGUGCUUUCCCAAGUGUCCAAUUGGCAUGCAGUACAGUGAAUGCACCAAGUCCUGUUCUACAACCUGCCACAGUCUCAACAUACAGGAGGUCUGCAGAGAAGAAUGUGUGGAUGGCUGCACAUGUCCCAGUGGGAAGAUUUUAGAUGGUAAUCGCUGUGUGGAGGUUUCUCAGUGUUCCUGUGCACACAUGGGGCGACAUUUCCCUCCAGGGUCUACAAUAUCUCAGGACUGUAAUACAUGUGUGUGCCGCCACGGAUCCUGGGAAUGUACCAACGAAGGUUGUCCCGGGGAGUGCUUAGUUGUUGGCCAGUCUCACUUCAAGACCUUUGACAACAAAUUUUUCACCUUCACCGGCCACUGUCAGUAUCUGCUGGCAAAGGACUGCACACAUGGAGAGUUUUCUGUCAUAAUUGAGAAUGUACAGUGUGCAGACGAUCCGGACGCUGUUUGCACGCGUUCAGUGACGCUCAGCCUUCCCUCUCUGGAGAACAUGACGGUGAAGCUGAAGCAUGGAGGAGUUGUUUCUGUCAACAGUAUGGACAUCCAGACCCCAAUGCACCAUGGUCACCUACAUAUUGCAAGGUCCGCUCAGUCUUCUGUUCGUGUGAGGUUUGGUGACAACCUCCGUCUGGAUUGGGACGGUCGAGGCCGCGUGCUUCUAAAGCUGGGACCACGAUGGGCAGGGCAGACCUGUGGUCUCUGUGGAAACUACAAUGGAAACCAUGGAGACGACUUCCUGUCUAGUUCUGGACUGGUUGAAGCGACUCCUCAGGCGUUUGGUCAAGCUUGGAGGAUCAAUGGAGAUUGUGAACCUACGCACAAGCAUGAAACGGAUCCCUGUGCCAUUAACCCCAAAAGAGUGCGUUUUGCAGAAGAGGCAUGCGCAGUGAUGAUGUCAGACGUGUUCAGUCCGUGCCACUUUCUGGUGAACCCGGCUCCGUUCCAGAGGUUUUGCCGUUAUGACGUGUGCGCUUGCGGGGAUGGCGAGGAAUGCCUCUGCUCUGCUCUGGCUGCUUAUGCUGCUGCUUGUUCUGCACGAGGGGUGCUGCUCAACUGGAGGUCUCCUUCACUCUGCGAGAUGCAGUGCUCCAGAGGUCAGGUCUAUGAGGCCUGUGGGAAUUAUUGUGAUCGGAUGUGCCGCUCUCUGUCCGAGCCUGAGCCCGGCUGUAAGGGGGAGAGGGUGUGUGAGGAGGGAUGUUUCUGUCCUCCUGGGAAGUACCUGAGCACCUCUGGAGAGUGUGUGACAGCCGACUUGUGCUCCUGCCAGCAUGAUGGACAGAUCUACCAGCCCAAUGAUGUCUACGCGGAUCACAACAGCAUCUGCUCCUGUGAGAAUGGCUCUAUGCAUUGUAGCUCCACUGAAAUGGCUUCAUUUCUGUCCGAUCUCUUCUAUGAUGAUGAAACAAUCCCAUCCAGAGGGCGGCGAUCAGCCCAGUGUCCCCCUCCCCUUAUUCGUACAGAGUGUAAUCCAGGUGAAAAGGGCCUGGAGUGUGCCAGAACUUGCCAGAACCUGGACCUUCCUUGUAUCAGUCUUGCCUGCAUCCCCGGCUGCCUCUGUCCACCAGGCACUGUACGUCACCGCAGGGACUGCAUUCCACCAGAGCAGUGUCCCUGUUACCAUAACAACAGACCAUACGCAGCCGGACAGACCAUCGGCGUUGACUGCAACACCUGCGUGUGUGAGAACAGGAAAUGGCGAUGCACAGAGAAGUUGUGUGAUGGUGUGUGCCGCACAGUGGGGGAGGGGCAUUACAUCACAUUUGAUGGCCUAAAGUACUCCUUUCCUGGUCUUUGCCAAUAUGUCCUGGUCCAGGACAUGUGUCAUGGAGAGGAGGGUUCCUUCAGAGUCUUGGUGGAAAAUGAAGCCUGUGGUAUUGUGGGUCAUCGCUGUGCGAAAGCAAUUACAGUUUUCUACCAGGGUGGGCUGAUUGUACUGGAACAUGGAGAGGUGAAGAUGAAGAGGCCAGUGCCGCAGAGUUCACAGGUGGAGAUCGUCCGAUCUGGUCAGUUUUACACCCUUCUGCUGGGGAAACACAUCUCCCUCAGCUGGGACAAAGGAACUCGCAUCCUGGUUCACAUCUCAGCUUCAUACAGGGGGCGUGUGUGUGGUCUUUGUGGUAACUUUGAUGGGAACAUCAACAACGAUUUGAUGAGCAGUAACCACCAGCUGGAGGUGGACUCAUCACACUUUGGGAACUCCUGGAAGGUCGUUCCCAGCUGUGCUGAUGUAACGGAGAUAGCAUCUCCCUGUGGCAACAACAUUGUGAAGAUGGUUUCAGUGGAGCAAUCGUGUCACGUGUUCACUGGUCCCCUCUUCAAAGAAUGCAACAUCCAGGUGGAUGCAGAGCCAUAUGUGGAGAUGUGCGUGGAGGCAGCAUGCUCGUGCUCAUCAAUAGGCGACUGCGCAUGCUUCUGUGAUGUAAUUGCGGCCUAUGCUCAAGCUUGCUCAGAGAAGGGUGUGUCCGUCAUGUGGAGAUCCAAUGAUCUUUGUCCCAUGAGCUGUGAGGAACUGAACCCUAAGAUCUCAGGUGCAGGGGAGGAGAUAUGCCAGUGGAGGUAUAACUCAUGUGGUCCUGCCUGUCCAGUCACCUGCCAGCACCCAGAACCACUCCACUGUUCACUUGCAUGCGUGGAAGGCUGUCAUGCUAACUGUCCUGCAGGUCAGCUUCUGGAUGAGGUGGCUAUGCGAUGUGUAGAUCCUUCUCAGUGUCAAGUGUGUAUCCAUGAGGGUCAGAGAAUCUCCCAUGGCAACAAGGUCAUCCUGAAUCAUGCUGACCCCAACCACUGCAAGAUAUGCCACUGUGAGAACAACUCCCUGAGCUGUGAAGACUGCACUUCUCUCAGCACGUUUUCUACACCCACACCAACACCGUCUUAUGGCACCUUCACAGCCAUGCCCUUCUCCACCUUGAUGCCCGAGGGCACGUGUGAUCGUGCCAUGGAUCUGGCUUUUUUGCUGGAUGGUUCUGAAGCCCUGAGCGAAGAUGAAUUUCAGGCAACUAAAGAGUUCAUACUGGGAGUGGUGGAACGGUUCAGAAUGGGCUCAGCGCACACUCGAGCCACAGUGCUGCUUUAUCACUCUGGAGUUAAAACAUAUGACCUGCAGGUCCAAAAGUGGCUGUUCAAGAAGACCGUGCGUGAGCUUCACUACACUGGUGGAGAUGCAGCCUUCCUUGACGAGGCUGUCAAAUAUCUAGCCAUCAACAUCUAUGAUAAGAACAAGCGUGAACAUGCUGGUCGUGUUGCCAUCAUCUUGACUGCCAGUAGUAACCCUCGUCCCGUUCGUGCCAUUGUAAAGAUGAUCCGUAAGAAGGCCAUCACUACUUUGACAUUGGCUCUAGGUCCAGGGGUAGACAUGAGGCAAAUUAAUGACAUCACCAGUGCCAACCCAGACAACAGGGCCUAUGUGCUGAGCAGCACAGGAGAACUUCCUGAUCAUCUGUUAGACUUGACAGAUUACCUCUGCACUUUGGGGAUGGAGCCUGAAGGGCCGAAAACUCCAAAACCAACACCUGCCAAAACCACAACCACCCCUCUAACAGCAUCACAUGUAGAGCCAAGCCAUCAUUUCCCCAUCUCCACAGCUUUCACUACAUCAUCUACAUUGACUCCUGUUGCCACCUUGCCUUCUGACCACCCUCCAGUCACAGAUGUGACAUUCAUCCUGGAAGGUUCUGACUCUGUUGGAGAGGCCAACUUCAACAAGUCUCUAAUCUUCCUGGAGGAAGUUAUAUCACAGUUGGCAGAAGAGGAAGAGUUCAUUCUCAUCACUGUUAUUCAAUAUUCUGUAACGGUCACUGUGGAGAUCCGUCGGUGGGAGCUAAGACAGCAGAGAUACCACUUGAUGCAAAGACUUCAGGAGAUUCGUUGGAGAGGCGGAAGCAAGACAAACACUGGAGCAGCUGUCAGUAUGACUAAAGAAAUCACGAAAAUCAAACCAUCAAGCAGUCCCACCAAGCCUCAGCUUGUCUUUCUGGUGACAGAAAACCCACCUACCGACACAGUGACACGUCCAUCAACUACAAACACCCAAACAAACGUGUAUCCUAUAGGUGUUGGACCAAAUGUGCGUGAAAUGGACUUGUUGUCAUUUAGCUUCCCUCACCAACCAAUGAUGGUGGAUGACUACAACCAUCUAACAACUCUAGUCCAUCGUGUGGUCAACAUCACACAAACCACUGUCAGGCCCCGAUCACCUACACUGCCUCCCCUAGUCCUCCCAACACACUCCACCCUGCCACCAACAGUGCCGUGUAAGAAGCCUGUGGAUGUGUUGUUCCUGUUGAAGGCCGGAGACCAGUUUGAGGAUAUGAAGACAUUUGUCAAAGCUUUCAUCAGUCAGUCUGACAUAGGACUGAAUGGCACUCAGGUGAGUUUGGCUCAGUAUGGAGAGACCAACAUGGCUGAGUUUACGUGGAAGAAUCAGCAAAACAAGUCAAACCUCCUGAAUCUGGUGGACAGCAUCCCAAGCAGGGCCUCUGCAGCCCCAGCCCUGGGGUCUGCGUUGCGAUUCGCCUUGCAAACAUCUAUCUCACCUGCCAGCGGUGGGAGAGUUGGUGUACCCAAAGCUGUGGUGAUGCUGGUGACUGAUAAAUCCACAGAUGAUGUCAAAGAGGCAGCUAAGGAGGCACUGGCAGCAGGUGUGUCAGUGUUCCCCAUUGGAGUUGGAUCAGUUUAUGACACUAGCGAGCUCAGAGUACUAGGUCGCCAUGCCAACCAAGACAACUCUCUGCACCUGAAGAACAUGGAUCAGCUCAGGAUAUUUCUGACUUUGGACAACAGCUACACAGAGAAAAUCUGCAGGGCUGGUCCACCAGGGGUCUGUGUUGAUGAUAACGGGAAUGAGAGAAAGCCCGGUGAAUCAUGGCUGCUGGCAGACGGCUGCCACUUCGUCUUGUGUCACCCCAGUGGAGCAGUGAUGGUACAAAAUCACAAAGUCAGCUGUGACAAACUGGAGGCACCAGCAUGCAGAAACAACAUGCAACCUGUCAGAGCCGAGGGGCCUUGUGGCUGCCACUGGGAGUGUCCCUGCAUGUGUAUGGGCAGCUCCACCAACCAUGUGGUGAGGUUUGACAGCUUGGCUCUCAGGCUGGACGGGGAGGGUUUGUGCUCCUACACGCUUUUCACCAUCAGCAAAAGCAUCACUCAAAGCUCAGAGAUCAAGCUUCACACUGGACCUUGUCAAGACUCAACAAAUUAUAACCAAAUCUGCAUGAAAGCCAUGGAGGUGACACAUGGACAAUAUAAACUGAUGCUGAAGGAUGACAUGACGGUCAUGAUGGAUCGGGAAGAGCUUGCGUUGCCAUGGCGAUUCGGUGGCAUGGCGCUGGUGCGCUACGGAGGAGUGAUACUGCAGCUGAAAUCAGAUCUGGGCUACAUUUUGACUUUUACUCCUCAAAGCAAUGAGUUUACCAUCUCGUUACUCAGCUCGGCUGCCAGCGGCCACACUGCUGGACUCUGCGGUGCUUGUGGGGAGGAGAAGGGUAAAGUCCUCUCUUUACGUAAUGGCAGCACAACCACCAACCAGCCGGACUUCAUCUCAGACUGGACUAUGGCUGCAGGUGGUGGUGUGUGCCUGCCCAAAGGGAAGGCAGUGUGUAUGUCUGGAGUGGCGAUGGGAUGUCAGGCCCUACGUUCUGAGGUCUUUGAACCAUGCCACGCUCACAUUGCCGUCCAGCUUUUCCUCAUCAUGUGUGAAGAGCAGGCAUGUGAGGAGUCAGAUGUAUGUGAGGUCAUUUCUGCUUACGCACGUGCCUGUAGACAAAAAGGUGUGUGCGUGGACUGGAGGAGCCCCCAUCUCUGUCCAUACAAAUGUCCAAGUUCCAUGGAGUACGACGCGUGCCGGACAGGGUGUGUAGCGGACUGUCAGAGCAUACAGGCAUUACCAGGCGACUGGGCGGUUGCCAGGGGUAACGAGUCAUCCUGUUUGAACACACCUACUGAAGGCUGUUUUUGCACUGGAGGGACGCUUCUGCAUCAUGGACAGUGUGUCUCACCAGAAGCAUGUGGGCAGUGCGUCGACCAUCAAGGACACACGUAUAGAUAUAUGCAGAGUUGGGUGCCAGAUGACAACCCAUGUUUGAUUUGCAUGUGUUUGGACCAACAACGCACCAAAUGCACAGCCAAGCCCUGCGAUGAUGUCAAAGCUCCUGUAUGUGGACCUUGUGAGAUCGUGAGGGAGAAGAAGGGAUCCAAGUGCUGCCCUGAGCAUGAGUGUGUGUGUGAUCUUGCGAGCUGUGACCUGCCUGAAGCGCCGCGCUGUGAGGACGGUCAAACUGUGGUGCUGAAAAACCCCGGCGAGUGUCAGCCCAUUUACGAGUGUGUGUGCAAAAGGGAAGCAUGUACCCUUCAAGCUCCUCCCGAAUGCCCAGCUCAUCGCCAGCUGACAGUGAAGAAGACUAAAUGUUGUGAUGAACUUGAAUGCACGUGCAACUGCAAGAACUCCAGCCACACCUGCCCCACUGGGUUUGUCACUUCCUCCUUUACCAACGACUGCGGCUGCACAGAUGUGCACUGCCAGCCUGACAAGGUGUGCGUUGUCGGUGGCGUCGUUCAUCUCGUGGGAAGCGAGUGGGAGGAAGGGUGCGAGAAAUGCACGUGCACUGAACUGCAGGACGAAGACACGUCGCUUCACGUUGCUCAGUGUAAACCUCCUGUUUGCGAUCAGAACUGCCCUCUGGGCUCAGUUUACACUCGAAUGAAAGGAGACUGCUGUGGAAAGUGCGUACCCACCAGCUGUGUGGAGACAGGGGGAGAUAUGAGAGGAGACAAACUCACUGAGGGACAGCUCAAAAAUGUGGGUGAAGUGUGGCAGUCCCCACACGAUAAAUGUGUCUUGCUCCAGUGUCUGAAAGUGAAUGAUGAGGUGUUCAUCUCUCCAACCAACAUCAGCUGUCCCAAUAUGGACACUCCGACCUGCCCGCUGGGAACCGAACUCCGCUGCGAAACCCAGGACUGCUGCCCCCGCUGCCAUUGUGCUCCUAUGAAUGCCUGCGUUCUCAACCAAACUGUGAUAGGAGCGGGGGAGAGAAGGAUGGUGGAUGCAUGUACCCACUGUGAGUGCACAGUGCAGACUGGUUCAGUGACAAAAUAUAAACUGUCCUGCAAACAAACCAGCUGUCCAGCUUGCCCCAAGGGAUACAUCACACAGAAGGAGGAAGGGAGUUGCUGUGGCCGCUGUGUUGCCUCCGCCUGCUUUACACAAAACCCAGAUGGAAAACCCAUCAGUGUGCAAAUCAACACGACUAGCGAGGAUGGCUGCAACUCGUAUGCUUGUGGCAUCAACAGCAUGGGAGAGAUGGUCUUGGAGACCAGAAUGACCACUUGCCCCCCUUUUAACCGCCAAGCCUGCCUGGAUCAGGGGGGAACAGUCAGCCAGAUUGGAAAAACCUGCUGUGAAACGUGUACUGAACCCGAGUGUCGGAGGACGGUGGGAACGCUUGACUACAUCAGCACGGAUGGCUGCCAAUCAGAGCAAAGAAUUGAGUUGCGAUACUGUGAGGGCAAGUGUCACAGUAAAUCCAUGUACUCGCUGCAAAGUGCUGCUGUGGAGCAGGAGUGUGUGUGUUGUACUGCGGUGCAGACGGAGCCUCUCAGCGUGCCCAUCCUGUGUGCCAAUGGCACCCGCAGCCACCACACCGUCCUGUCUGUAAAGGCAUGCGACUGUCUGUCUAAGCACUGCACCUGAGAAAAAAGAGAGCUUUUAAAGGUUGAUGCUUUCUGUUUAUCCAAGAAAAAAUAUACCCAUAAAAAUCAUUACACAA